Mercenaria mercenaria is the source of this 5861-nucleotide messenger RNA. RefSeq names its product deoxynucleoside triphosphate triphosphohydrolase SAMHD1-like. Gene Ontology annotation, biological process: defense response to virus; regulation of innate immune response; dGTP catabolic process. NCBI's taxonomy places the organism in Eukaryota, Metazoa, Mollusca, Bivalvia, Venerida, Veneridae. Gene Ontology annotation, cellular component: nucleus. Bases 339 to 2147 code for a protein of 602 amino acids. Gene Ontology annotation, molecular function: dGTPase activity. The transcript is spliced from 15 exons. The record is from RefSeq and is a predicted model, not a curated record.
AUCUUCUGUACAUGUAUCACUUUAAACAAUAGUUUACCCAUUUUUAUCACCUAUACGUAUCUGCAUGUUGUAUUUGAAUAGUUGGUCGUUUAACAUGCAACUUACAAUACAACUAUGAUGAGAGAUAAAGAGAGAUAAAUUACAGAUAAAAUCAUUUUUAUAUUUUCGUUUUCUGAAAAACAUGUUACAAAUUAGAUCUGGAUAUUUGCAAAUUAACAUAUAACGAGAGUUGUGCAAAUUAUUGUUCAUUCAAGUAAUACCGUAUCAGCUUGUGUUUGUUUCACUGUAAUCAUAAGAUAGGACAAUCACCCAAGAGAUUGCCUGACAAUCCAAGAAGUAUGGCUACACCGGACCUGCAGCCACAGGGAAACGAUGUUAACACGUCUAGUGCAAAAGCAACAUCCGCUAAUAAUAUAUUUAAGAACAGAAAGGUAUUCAACGACCCAAUUCAUGGUCAGAUAGUGAUCCAUCCAGUGUGCAUCAGAAUCAUAGACACACCACAGUUCCAGCGACUGCGGCACAUCAAACAACUUGAUACCUGUUAUCUGGUUUAUCCAGGUGCCUGCCAUAACAGGUUCGAACAUUCCCUAGGUGUUUGUCAUCUCGCUGGAAAGUUGUUAAAAACAAUAAGAGAACGGCAACCGGACGAAGAUAUAACGGAUAGAGACAUUUUGUGUGUGGAAAUUGCUGGACUUUGCCAUGACCUUGGCCAAGGACCAUUUUCCCAUGUGUUUGAAAAAAAGCUUAUGCCAAGACUGAAAAAAAAGUUUACGCACGAAGGAGCUGCAAGAAAAAUGUUUAGAUAUAUGUUAGACAACAAAAAUGGUGAAAUUAAACGGGACAUCCAGAAAAUACUUGCUGACUGCAAAAUACCAGGUUUUGAAACAUUUGAAGAAAGAGACUUUACUUUUAUCGAAGAAAUGAUCGAUGAACCCAAACAUAUUGAAACAGGGAAUUGGCCAUACAAAGGAAGAGAGAAGAGCAAGAGUUUUAUGUAUGAGAUUGUGGCAAAUAACAGAAAUGGAGUAAAUGUUGACAAGUGGGACUAUAUAGCGCGUGAUAGCUCUAUGCUGGGAAUGAAAGUCAAUUUUGAUCACAAUCGGUGUUUUGCGAAUGCACGGGUUAUUGAGGUCAAAAAUGGAGUGAACGGUGGUAAUGGAAAUAAUGGAACGACUGGACAUGGGAACUUUCCCCCGAAACAAAUAUGCUACAGAGAGGAAGAUGGACAGGAUUUAUACGACAUGUUCUAUACGAGAAUGACACUGCACAGGCGGGCAUAUCAACACAAGACUCAUAACUUAAUAGGAAUGAUGAUUUGUGAUGCUUUGGUUGCAGCAAAUGAAACAUUUUUAAUUGCUGGAAAGAAAAUUUCCGAAAUUGUUGAAACCAGCGACAUGGCGGCCUAUACACAGCUCAAUGAUGACGUCAUUCAACUGAUUUUGUAUUCACCACACAGUUUAGAAUCACAGAAAGACGACACGGAAUCAGAAAACAAACCUGGGAUAGUGCGUGCAAGGGAUAUUUUACAAGAUAUUUUAAACAGAAGGUUAUACAAGUGUGUUGGACAAACGCAAGUCGAGAAAGGAAAGCUCAAGGAUGAAGAAGAUUUCAAAAAACAGUUCAAUGACAUCAUGACAGAAGACGAACACCCAGUUGAAGAGAAUUACAUUGGAUAUGAUAUCGUGAACUUAGAUUACGGAAUGGAAGUCAAAAAUCCAAUGGAUAAAGUAAGAUUUUUCCAAAAGGACAAAAUAAAUGAAGCAGAUAAGUUGGCAAGAAAUCAGGUUUCCUACAUACUACCUGAUACUUUUGCUGAACAUAGUGUACGUGUAUACUGUAAAGUCACAGGUCCAGAUCCAGAACAUCGAGUCGAGAGAGUCAGGAAAGCGUUCAUAAGAUGGUGUGAACGGUAUCAUCAUCCUCUUCCAAAGGGAGCAAAACCACAGCAAACACACGGAAGAGCAGAGCAAAGUAUUGCAAGUCCCGAGUUAAGUUCCGGCGAUGAUCUUGUAAAUAAACACUUGGCUGAACCUGUAAAUAUCACAACAGAUCCUGAAACGACAGAACAACAACCUGGUUCAUAUCACGCUGGAGGAGUAGAUAUGCGUCCUGAGCAACCGGCAGCCUCUGAUGACAUGCACCUUUAACUAUACAGUAACUCUCGAAGUAUACACAUUACCAGCAUGAUACAUAUACUACUUUAUCAUUGUAGUUAUUGUGAUUGUCUUCUAGUUACUUUUGUGCUGUUACUGAUAAAAUAUAACUAUUUUAGAUUGUUAUUUUAAUAGCCUUUAAAAGUGUGGUUCAUGGAGUGUUGAAACUUUAUUUUCCCGAUAAAUUGAUCCAGAAUUGGGUGACUCUUAACACAUUUUACUUAGUUUGCUUCUGUUACCUUUAACACUGAUUUGAUCCAAAUCUAUAGAUAAAUACUUGUUUUACAUAUAUUUUAUUUUAUUAUUUACCCUUUUCAAGAAAAGCUACAUUGGUUUCAUAUAACAAUCUAGUGCUCUGUAAUUGAUGGUUUUAUUAUUUUUAAAUUGGUGUAUUUCAUUUCUGAUCAGCUAAGUCGUUAACAUUUUACAGAAUAUGUUAAUCAAAAUUGACUCGUGCCACAUUAUUUUUGUAUUCUAUGUUGCCAUAUGAUGGAUAUUUAUUACCAUAAACAGACCUGUCAUGGCAUGUAUCAAACAUUUUAUGCACAAUAAAUGAACCAGCCGUCGUAAUUACUAAUAAUUACAGAGUCGGGGGUAACUUCUUCCAAACCUAGUGACACCCAAAGAGAACUUUUGCGAAGGCAGUAGAUAAAAUUUCGUGAGCUGAUUUAAAAUAAUGUGAAAACAUGUAUAUAAGGGUCUAUAAAACAUAUUUAUAUAAGUAUUCAAAUACAAUAUAUGUUAAUAUAUCUUUAAAUAUGUUAGUGUGUUUUUUGUGCUGUUUUCAACCAUUUCUUACAUAUUUGACCCAAAUAUCUCAGUGAUUUACUGUAAGUGUACUUAUAUAAGCGCAGCUAAAGUUUAGCGCAAACGCCUUAAAUUGAGUAGUUUCGACUUAUUAGCGCGUACUUGUAUUAGCGCAGUAUCACCAGAGCUAAAAUAGCCAGUUGGUAGCUGAAUGGUAUUCGUAAUGAAAUCGACAAGGCAUGCACAUAAAAAUGCAUAGGUCUACAGUAUGACAUAAAAUCUACAUUCGUUUAGAUAAGUGUUAAUCUGUAUACUGUAAAUUUGUACAUGUACACAGUACAGAAUGGUGAUAAUUGUUUGUUUUCAAUUUUCCACUUGGUUUUCAAAGCAGUAUAAUGUUAUGGUGACACUUGUUAUUAGCGAGACCGGACAAACUGGCGAUCUACUCCGAAGGUGUUAUAUACCAUUUUUAUGGACAGUGGAGAAGAAAAAACAGCUUUAUUUACAAAAAUAGAUGACUGUUGUACUAAUAUUCAAACAUGCUAAAUUAUUCUAUUUAAAAAUUCUGCAGUAUUAUAUUUAGAAAUGCAGUUAUUGUCGUAUUUACACAAUUAGUUUAUAUUUCUCUGUGUUCCGUUGCAUUGUGAUAACAGUAUUUUCAAUACUAUAAAUAUCACUUACCGCUAGACAUGAGUUAGUGCAUGCCUGAUCCCGCUAAUAGCGCGAAAAUUAGUACUCCGCUAAUAUUGAUACACUUACAGUAUGUAAACUAUGCUUUUUGAAACACAAUACAAUUAAUGUUUAAAUAAGAAGUCGUUUUCUACUGAAAUGAAACAUAUUUAUGAAAAUACUACAUUAUUCUGCGCAUUUUUUUUGUACUGAAUGUACAAAUGUAUUUUCCGAUUGCAUACCACAGGGAUAUUUCAUUAUCUAUACAUAUAAAUUAUCAUUAUUAUUGUAUCUGUAAAACUUACAAUGAAACACAAGAUAUUUGUUGUCACCAAGGUUUUUGUUUCAUUUCCUUAAAUUCAAAAUUAUUUAUUAUAUGCUUUAAAAGGUAAUUUUGUUAAAGAGAGAGUUUAUUCUUCUGUCAGGCUGUAGUCCCACUUUUGUGAAAUUCUGUAGGAGUUUUUAUUGUCUUUCAGUUGCAAAUCGUCUUUUCUCCAUAUACGUGUUAAAUGAUUAUUACAAGUUAGCAGUCAGUCAUUAUAACUCAUUAUAGACUAUAUCUCUAUAUGCUGGUCAUUUCUUCUUUCGGAGUCAAACUACAUCCAGUGUGAAAAUAGUAGUAUAUAAGAAGAUAAAACACAGAAACUGUCCUCAAAAACAUUCGUACAUUUUUGAGAUAUUAUAUGUGGAACUUUGAAGUAAGACUUGAUAUGUUUUAUGAUCGGUAUAUUUGAACAUACGUUGUAUUUUUCUUCUUCAUUAUAUAUGCAAUCAUAGAUUACUGUGAAUGUGGAAAAAAAGACAUUUUAAAACUUCUAACAUGUAUCUGUAUGUCUAAGUUUAGUUUCUUACCAUCUUUAUCAAUUAGCUCCCGAGUGUCAAAAUUCAGAACAUUGAUUGAAACUCUUAUUUUCAGUUGAUAGUUGCUCCGGUUUACAAUCUACCAGACAUUCUAAGAUGAUGCAUAUUGCAUAUUUAUAAAUUUCCUGCACGUACGUGUACGUACAUAAUUAUAUGUGUACAUGUUCAAGUUUUAUUCCUAACAGUAAAUAAAAAUAUUUAAAAAAAAAUAUUUUACAAUUAAUAGGUUUAUCGAUCUGCCGUACAUAUUUUGUUCCUUAUUAGGUUAUGAUACUGUCAAGUUUACCCUUUUCAGUAAUGUGUUUGUUUUUGUUUAUAUUGUAAAACUUGCUGCGUUUGGUUUGCUUAAGUCUUCUACUUUCAUAUUAUGUGUAAUUCAAUCUGUGUCAACUGAUUUUUUGAACACUCAAUUUCAUCAUGAGGUAAGGUCGAAUUGUUAUGUUAUGUUAGCAGAACAGCUAACCCAUACUUUAGCUAAUAUCUAAAAUAUUACUAACAGUUUUUGCAUAAAAUAAAAAAAACGCAUUUAGAUCAUCAUAGUAUGUAUAAAAUUGCAAAAUUUCAAAAAUAUUGAUUCACGCAAAUAUAUAAUUCUGUUCAAUGCAGUACGACGCUCUAUCUUUAAUAGUUACAGACAAAAGUUGUGAUUUCAGAAAACGGAUGAUAACAGUUUGGAAGAAUAAUGAGGUUAACAUUUUGACUUUUUACUAGAAAAUGGUUAAAUACCAUACAGAUAUCAAAUGCUCUUUCUCGAUGUGGUAUGACAAACAUAUGUUUUGUUUCUUUUGUCACUUUCUUCCUUCAUAACGUGUUUUGCUGGUUUGUAAAUUUAGUAAUUCUAGUGAUUUUUAUUACUUUUGCAAAAUGGUUUGAAAAUUGAAUAAUGAUUAAACUUAUAUGAUGUCUUUGUUUGAUUUUACUGAUUUUUAAAAAAUUCAAACCAACAUAUUUCUACGCGUACUCUAAAAGUGGCAAAAUAACAAAUGCUGGGUAAGCUGUAUUAUUUAAUAUAUUUGAGCUGCGCCAUGAGAAAAGCAACAUAGUGGCUUUGCGUCCAGCAUGGAUCCAGAUCAGCCUGCGCAUCCGCGUAGUCUGGUCAGGAUCCGUGCUGUUCGCUAACGGUUUCUCUAAUUGCAAUAUGCUUUGAAAGCGAACAGAAUGGAUCCUGACCAGACUGCGCAGGCUGGUCUGGAUCCAUGCUGGUCGCAAAGCCACAAAAUGGCGCGGCUCAUUUUAUGAUGCAGAGUAGAUGAUACCGAAUAGAAAUCAUCGAAAGAAAUAAGAAAAUAAGAAGAAACUGUGCAAUUAGCUUAUUCUUAUAAUCUUUAGAUAAAACCAGCACUCUUUUGUGAAACAUAUAUAUUUAGUGUCUGUAUUGACCGAAGCUCAUGUGUCUGUAUUUCUGUUUCAAAUUAAAGGCGAUGAUCAAUU